Messenger RNA from Dinoponera quadriceps, 1444 nucleotides. RefSeq names its product RING finger protein 113A (gene mdlc). The transcript is spliced from 6 exons. Gene Ontology annotation, molecular function: metal ion binding. The record is from RefSeq and is a predicted model, not a curated record. NCBI's taxonomy places the organism in Eukaryota, Metazoa, Arthropoda, Insecta, Hymenoptera, Formicidae. Gene Ontology annotation, cellular component: U2-type spliceosomal complex. Gene Ontology annotation, biological process: snoRNA splicing. Bases 95 to 1072 code for a protein of 325 amino acids.
CGCGUGCCGUAACGCGAGAAAUAAUACUGCUCAGGUGGUGAAAAAAUAAUCACUGGCCGAACAGACGCUGGUGGACGGUGUUUACGAAACAAACAUGGAUGACGACGCAGUACAGCCGCCGGAGAAGAAGAACUGCACUUUUCUAUUUAAAAGGCGCAAAAACCGGAGCAACGCUACGAGGAAACGGAAAGGAGCGGACGGCGGCGACGACAGCAGCGAGGAUGAGACCACGGUGGUUAAGAAAGAGAAGAGGCAGGACGAGCACAAUCCUAUGAUACAAAGUACAAACGUGAAGAAGCAACAAGAGAAAACUAGUUAUAAUAACGACAGUGAAGAUGACAGCAUAACUGUUUCCUACAAGAGCAGCAGAACCACUCUGCCAGCUGGUCCGAGUGACCAAGGAGCAACAGCUAUUCUGGAAACAGAAACGGAGAAAGACAGAGAUGCUCAGGCACUGUUUGAAAAAGCUCAAAAGAUAAAUGAGGAAUUAGAGGGAAAGGAGGAUGACAAGAUCUACAGAGGUUUGAAUAAUUAUGUACAAUAUUAUAAGAAGAAAGAUACAGCAGCAGGAAAUGCGUCCAGCGGGAUGGUGCGUAAAGGACCAAUCAGAGCACCUUCUAAUCUUAGAGCGACAGUGAGAUGGGAUUAUCAGCCUGACAUAUGUAAAGAUUACAAAGAAACUGGUUUCUGUGGUUUUGGAGAUAGCUGUAAGUUUCUUCACGACCGUUCGGAUUACAAAUUGGGAUGGCAAUUAGAGAGAGAGGCCGCAAGCGGAGAAUACGACAGUGGGGAUGAGGAUGAUAAAAAAUACGAGAUCGAUAGCGACGAAGACAACUUGCCGUUCAAGUGUUUUAUUUGUCGGGACAGUUUUACAGAUCCGGUUGUCACAAAGUGCAAGCAUUAUUUUUGCGAAAAGUGUGCUUUGGAGCAAUAUAAAAAAAGCACACGAUGUUACAUAUGCAACACCCAGACUAAUGGCACUUUUAAUCCAGCGAAAGAACUUAUCGCACGGACCAAACUGGAGGAUAAAGAGAAGAUGAAUGCAACAAGCGACGACUCCGAUGAUGAUUGACAAAAAACAAUAUAAUCCCAGUCUUCAUGUAUAGAUACAGUGAUUCUGUUUUUAUACGCGCGAUUUAUCGACGAAUGAUGGUAUAAAUAUUGUAAUAACUUUAGCACACUGCGAAUUUAUCACAUAGGCCGCUAUUCAUAGUCAAAUCUUGUAUUUAAAACCGCCUUAAAUUCAUCUUCAGACGCAUCCGUAGCCAACGAAACGUCACGUACAGAAUCUGAAGAUAAACUCAAGACAAUCUUAAAUAUAAGACCUGACCAUGAAUACCGGCCAUGGAUCGCCUCGAGAGCGGAUCACCGACAAUAUUAGAGCUUAGAGUAGCAAUUGAGUUUAUGUAUUGAUAUCAAUUAAUAAAAAUUGUAUCAAUAUUAA